UCACGAUAGAGCGGUAUGAGGUGAUUUCCUGUCAGUGAUUUGGGCGGGAGCCUACACGUUAUGUAUGCAUAUUUGUCAUGUAGCUGUGUACAGCCGCAGCCUCCCGUCCUCAUACUGCUAGUGUAUCCAGAAACAGGAUUUCCGUGAGGUGUCUGGAUCCGGAAGACGCGGUCGGGUGAUUAUCAGACAGUCCAGCACAGCUGACACAACACCGGGCAGCGCUCUCAUCCCCGCUAACAUGGCCGCCUCUGCUCCGCCACCGACCUUCCACAUCCCGUUCACCGGCAAUGACAGGUUGCUGAAGCUGAAGGAAAUGUUUAUUUCUAAAUUUGGCAGUGAACCCCUGUUCUACGCACGGGCUCCGGGACGGGUCAACUUAAUAGGGGAGCACAUUGACUACUGUGGAUAUGCAGUUCUUCCAAUGGCUGUUGAGCAAGAUAUUCUAGCAGCUGUUCAACCUUUUGACUCUCAUAUUCUGCACCUAUGCAAUACAAAUCCAACUUAUUUGGACUUUUCAUUAAGUCUUAAUGACAUUGAGAUUAAUAAGACAAAACCUUUGUGGCACAGUUACUUUCUGUGUGGGCUGAAAGGAAUUCAGGAACACUUCAAUCUGGGCAUACCAAAAGGAAUGAAUUGCUUAGUUGAUGGGACCAUACCACCAAGUUCUGGCUUAUCAAGUUCAAGUGCCUUGGUGUGUUGUGCAGGACUAGCAACUCUAACUGCUAAUGGGAAAUCAUUUUCCAAGGUGGAACUUGCAGAAACAUGUACAAAAUGUGAGCGUUAUAUUGGCACAGAAGGUGGUGGAAUGGACCAGUCAAUCUCAUUCCUUGCUGAGGAAGGAACUGCAAAGUUGAUAGAAUUUGGCCCUCUGAGAGCAACUGAUGUAAAACUUCCACAAGGAGCUGUUUUUGUGAUUGCCAAUAGUUGUGUUGAAAUGAAUAAGGCUGCAACAGCUCAUUUCAACAUAAGAGUUGUGGAGUGUCGUCUUGCCACCAAGAUUCUAGCAAAAUCUAAAGGACUAGACUGGAAAAACCUGAUGAAACUAGGAGAUGUCCAAAGCAGACUUGGGGUCACUGUUGGAGACAUGUUGGCUAUUGUUGAACAGGUCUUACAUCCUGAGUCCUAUACACGGGAAGAAGUAUGUGAGACGUUGGGAGUAAGUUUAGAAGAUCUUUGUGCCUCAGUCUUAAGUCAAAACACACAAGACGUGUCCAUCUUCAAACUGUACCAGAGAGCUAAGCACGUGUACAGUGAAGCCGCAAGAGUUCUGGCUUUUAAGAAAGUUUGUGAUGAGGCACCUGCCAAUGCUGUACAGCUGCUUGGAGACCUCAUGAACCAGAGCCAUGUGAGCUGCAGAGACAUGUACGAAUGCAGCUGCACUGAACUGGAUCAGCUGGUGGACAUCUGUCUGAAAUCUGGUGCUAUUGGAUCUCGGCUGACUGGUGCUGGAUGGGGUGGCUGUACUGUUUCCAUGGUCCCAGUUGACAAGCUCAAUGUGUUUCUAACCAACGUACAAGAAAUGUAUUACAAAACUGAUGCCCGUCGAUCAGCACUGCAAAAACAGAGCCUUUUUGUUACAAAGCCGGGAAGUGGAGCUAUGGUAAUUGUGGAGAAAAAAUGAGCAGUCUGUAGUAGGUUUCAUAGGAUUCUGCUGUAGUGAAAUAUAUAUGCAUGGUAGACAUAACUAAGUAAUGUUAAAAAAGUAGCUCUUAAAAUAUAGGGCAAUGGAGACCUGCGAACUGAAGAUUACCAUACAGACAAUGAUUAAUAGCAUAUUUUUGCAAACCUCACUGUAAUAAAACUGGAAAUAAAGAAUUACUUUCAAAAUAAUAU
Messenger RNA from Hyla sarda, 1833 nucleotides. RefSeq names its product galactokinase 2 (gene GALK2). Gene Ontology annotation, molecular function: galactokinase activity; ATP binding. Gene Ontology annotation, cellular component: cytoplasm; cytosol. The record is from RefSeq and is a predicted model, not a curated record. Gene Ontology annotation, biological process: galactose metabolic process; carbohydrate phosphorylation. Lineage: Eukaryota; Metazoa; Chordata; Amphibia; Anura; Hylidae. Bases 239 to 1621 code for a protein of 460 amino acids. The transcript is spliced from 10 exons.